AUUUGCCCAAAGAAAGCUCCGUGUAUAGCUAGCCUUGGCCAAAGCCAAAGCCAAAGCCAAUUGUACCAAUUUUAAGCUCGCUGAGCCCUCUUCCUUCCUCGGAUAUAUGGUUGCUUACUUGCGCUAUCAGCUGACAUUAGUCACCACCUUAAACGCUCCAUGUACAUGGAACCACCAGCGCCGCCGCCACAGUCACUGCCAACAAUCACCAGUACCAUUUCUCUCACAACCGCCGGGAACGUUGAAGAAGUUGUCAAGCAAAUGGAUGUUUGAAUGUUCAGCGUUAAGCAAACAGGGGGAGCGAUUCUUUUCUUCUCUGGCCAACGCCAGGGCCACCGGAGAUACCUCGGCCACCAAUCGUCUGAUCAAGAAAUUUGUUGCAGCAUCACCUAAAUCUGUUGCUCUCGAUGCACUCUCUCAUCUCCUUUCUCCUCAUUCGUCUUAUCAUCAUCUCUCGUCCCUUGCAUUCCCUGUAAGUUCAUCUCUCUCUCUCUCUCUGCUAAAAGCAACCUCUUAUCCCUCUGGACAUUUUCUUUGGCAGCUUUAUUUGAAGAUCACUGACACACAGUGGUUUGAUUGGAAUCCAAAGCUAGUUGCCAAUCUUGCUGCGUUGCUUGAUAAACAAGGCCAACAAAAAGAGUUAGCAACUCUAAUCUCUGAUUCAACUUCUAAAUUACAGCUGAGAGAGCGAGAUCUUGCUCUAUUCUAUUGCAAUUUGGUUGAGUCUCACUCAAAACAGAAUUCUAUUGGAGGUUUUGAUGAUUGUUUGGCUCGUUUGACUGAGCUGGUUCAUAAUUCUAACUCUGUUUAUGUAAAAAGGCAAGGCUACAAAUCUAUGAUUAGUGGGUUAUGCGAAAUGGGUAGGCCCAGAGAAGCAGAAGAAUUGAUUGAUGAGAUGAGAGGCAAAGGAGUGAAGCCAUCUGUAUUUGAGUUUAGGUGUAUUGUGCAUGCUCAUGGAAGAUUAGGAUUGUUUGAAGAAAUGCAGAGAAGUCUUGUCCAAAUGGAAAGUGCAGGGUUUGAAAUUGAUACAAUUUGUUCAAAUAUGAUUCUUUCUUCCUAUGGAGUUCAUAAUGCACUUCCAGAAAUGGUAUUAUUUCUCAAAAAGAUGAAGGAUUUGGCAAUUCCGUUCUCAUUAAGGACUUUCAAUUCAGUCUUGAAUUCGUGUCCUACAUUUAUGUCGGUGAUACAAAACUCAAAUGCUUAUCCAAUAUCAAUUCAAGAACUGAUAGAGAUUUUAAGUGGAGACGAGGCCAUGUUGGUUGAGGCAUUGGCUGGAUUUUCAGUUUUGGAGGAGACAAUGAAGUGGAAUGCAUUAGAGGCUAAAUUGGAUUUGCAUGGAAUGCACUUGGGUUCAGCUUAUUUGAUAAUGUUGCUGUGGGUUGAAGAGAUGAGAAAGAGAUUGAGUAGUGGAAAUUAUGUGAUUCCAGCAGAAAUUACAGUAGUUUGUGGUUCAGGGAAACAUAGUUCUAUUAGAGGGGAAUCUCCAGUUAAGCAAAUGGUGAAAGAGAUGAUGGUAAAACUGAGAAGCCCUAUGAGAAUUGAUAGGAAGAACAUAGGUUGUUUUAUUGCUAAAGGGGCUGUUGUUAAAGAAUGGUUGUGUUAACUAACCAUUGAGUUUUAGUUCGGUAACAUUAUAGUUAUUUAUGGUCUUGAAUUCAAAAGUAUCUAA
Messenger RNA from Manihot esculenta (cassava), 1669 nucleotides. Its product is annotated as pentatricopeptide repeat-containing protein At2g17033. Bases 107 to 1603 code for a protein of 498 amino acids. The transcript is spliced from 2 exons. Lineage: Eukaryota; Viridiplantae; Streptophyta; Magnoliopsida; Malpighiales; Euphorbiaceae. Gene Ontology annotation, molecular function: protein binding. The record is from RefSeq and is a predicted model, not a curated record.